UGAUAAUUAUCCAGGGCACCUCUACCUGUAUAUCACUACAACAUAGUUAUCCAGUGUACUUAUCAUUGUAUAUAGCUGUUACAGUAGAUCGUCAGGAUGAUUGUUAAUGACCGUUUUCAUAAUCUAGACAUGCUUCGUUUGUAAUAGUAUAUUACUUAUAUCCGGGAUCUGUCGAAAUUUCAUCUUUAUCACAUAAUGUAAAUGUUGUAGUCCGAAUUAAUGCUAUUUUACAACUUUUAAAAGUAUCUUUUAUUAAUUUUGUGUGAAAAUGGAGGCAAAAUCGUAUAAAAAAUAUGCAGUGAACAAACGGAUGGUUUAUUUUGUUGGUUUUUUGUUUAUAGCUAUUCCAAUUGCAGUAGGAGUACUUGUUUGGCAUUUUAUGCCUAAAUGUGAUGAGAACAACAAUAUAAUCGGAGAUUCUGGUGGAAAUCAAGGAGAUAAAAUAUCCACAAGCACUGGAUCUGCUUUAACAACAGUGGUACCAACACCAAUAACAACACUAUCGUUAACGGAACCUUGGAAAAAUCUACGACUUUCACGGGAUGUUCUUCCAAUCCAUUAUGAUAUCACACUAUAUCCGGAUUUUUAUGAUAACCAAAGUUCAUUCUAUGGAAACGAAACAAUAGAAAUAAUGGUACAUAGAACAACGUCAUAUAUUCUUAUACACUAUUUAUAUUUAAAUAUGACAAAAACAAUGUUAAGAGAUUCAAAUAAUAAGGAGAUCAAAAUAAAACCACUCCGUAAUUAUGAAGAGAAUCAGUUUUGGAUCAUUGAAACUGAAUCGCCACUCCAAGCAGGAAUAACUGUUUUUCUUGAUCUUCAAUUUGAUGGAUCUUUGACACGUGCUAUUGUUGGAUUCUACAAAAGCAGUUACGUUAAUUCUAUAACAAACCUAACAAGAUAUAUGGUAUCAUCUAAGUUUGAACCAGUCAAUGCCCGUAGAGCAUUCCCAUGCUUUGAUGAACCUAACAUAAAAGCCAAUUUUACAGUCCAUCUGGUUCACAAGAAUGAAUACAUAGCUUUAUCAAACAUGCCGGAUAAGACUACUGCUCCAUGGUCCGAGGACAACUCGUUAAUGAAAACAGAUUUCGAAGUCUCUGUGAAAAUGAGUACAUAUUUAGUGUGCUUUAUUGUGUGUGAUUUUGAUCAUCUCGAAAACACAACCAAACAUGGCGUCAAGGUACGGACAUAUGCUACUCCUGAUAGAGUCAACCAGACUAGGUUUGCAUUAGAUAUUGCUGUACAUACAAUGGAACUUUACGAAGAUCUGUUCGGAGUUCCUUAUCCUUUACCAAAACAAGAUAUGAUUGGUAUACCAAACUUUGUAUCUGGGGCCAUGGAACAUUGGGGACUUAUAACAUACAGAGAAGUUAAUAUGUUGUACGAUCCGAAUGAAGCAUCGUCAGCAAAUUUACAGAGAGUAGCUGUCGUUAUUGCCCAUGAAAUAUCUCAUCAGUGGUUUGGAAAUAUUGUGACGAUGGACUGGUGGGAUGAUCUCUGGCUAAAUGAAGGGUUUGCCAGCUUUAUAGAGUACAUAGGCGUGGAUUCAUUCAGACCAUCAUGGGAUAUGAUGGAACAAUUUACAACUGAGGAUGCCUUACCAGUAAUGACAACAGAUUCUAAAGUAUCAUCUCAUCCAAUUAUUGUUAACGUACAAAAUCCUAACCAGAUAAAUGAAGUGUUUGAUAGUAUAUCAUACAGUAAGGGAUCAUCUGUUAUUCGGAUGUUGGAGUCUGUCAUGGGACGAGAACGAUUCUUUGAAGGCGUCGGGAAAUAUUUAAAAGGAUUUGAGUGGUCAAACGCUAAAACCAACGACUUAUGGGCAAAGCUCGGUAACGUAGAACCUAAUCUUACGGUUAAAGCUAUGAUGGACACAUGGACUAGACAGAUGGGUUUCCCGUACAUAAAUAUAACCAUAACUAGCACUGAAAGUAAAACUACUGUGAAGGCUGUACAGAAAAGAUUUCUCGCAGAUAUAAAUACUAUUUAUGAUGAAAAUGAAUCGGAAUAUAGAUAUAGGUGGCAUGUCUUCUUAGAUUACGUGACCAGUGAUGGACAUAGCGGUAAUGUGUGGAUGAACAGAGAAGACGAGAAAACAUUCGAUGUUCCAGCGAACUUGACAAAUGGUUGGAUCAAGUUCAAUGUUAAUCAAACUGGAUUUUACAGAGUAUUGUAUCCUGACAACAUUUGGAAAUCUAUAGCAAAUCAACUCGAAAUGAAUCCUAGUAUUAUGCGGGAUGUGGAAAAAUCAGGAUUAAUCAACGAUGCCUUCAAUUUAGCACGUGGAGGAUACCUCAAUUAUGAUUUGGCCUUAGGUCUAACACGGUUUUUAAAUAAAGAAAUGGGACAUCUACCUUGGGAAAGUGCAUACUCAGUCCUGAGUUAUAUCACUCAUAUGUUUGAGUUAGGCGGUGACUAUUCUAAUAUGAGGAUAUAUAUUUUGAGAAAAGUCAAACCAGUCAUGGACGCCAUUGGAUGGCAGGACGAUGGAAACCAUUUAGAAAAAUUAAUGAGAUCUAAUAUAAUUGAAUUAGCAUGCAGAUUGGGUGACCAGCAUUGUUUACGGAAUGCAACUGAAAAGUUUAGAAACUGGAUAGAAAACGGAGUAAGUGUUCCACCAAAUCUGCGCUCUCUAGUGUAUAAUUAUGGAAUACAAGGCAGUGAUUCAGAAGAAGAUUGGAAUUUUAUGUGGGAUAAAUACACCAGAGAAACUGUUCCACAAGAAAAGAUUAAGUUACUGUAUGGGUUGUCUCGUACCCGCUCUGUUUGGCUACUAAGAAGAUAUCUGGAAUAUGCUAAAGAUGAAACGAAAGUAAAAGCGCAAGAUUUUUUUAAUGUUAUAACCUAUAUAUCACGUAAUCCCAUUGGAAGAAGUUUAGCUUGGGACUGGGUGAGAUCAAACUGGGAAUAUUUGGUACAAAGAUUUACAGUGUUCUCAAGGUCUCUAGGAAGGUUGAUACCAUCAAUUAUUAUAUAUUUUAAUACAGAGUUUCAUCUGAAAGAGGUUGAGGCAUUUUUCAAACUUUAUCCGGAUGCUGGUGCGGGAGAAAGAGCACGAGAACAAGCAUUGGAAAGCAUAAGAGGAAAUAUAGCAUGGAUGAGAAAUUAUCAAGAUGUAAUUAGCAAAUGGCUUUGUCAAGAACUCACAAACUGUGUAUGAAGCAGCAUAUGCAUAUACCUCGUAUAUAUAUAUUUUUUUAAAUAUCUCGUUUUAGAAGUUAUAUUGUAAACAGUUUCAUAUACAUUCUUAAUACAGAAUUGUGUUGUUUUAUAUUGGUGUAAAUGUUAUUCUGUGCUAUUUAUAAAAUGAGUUAUCAUUUCUA
This is a messenger RNA of Mytilus trossulus (common blue mussel), 3323 nucleotides long. RefSeq names its product glutamyl aminopeptidase-like. The coding region runs from base 269 to 3160 and encodes 963 amino acids. Gene Ontology annotation, biological process: peptide catabolic process; proteolysis. Lineage: Eukaryota; Metazoa; Mollusca; Bivalvia; Mytilida; Mytilidae. The record is from RefSeq and is a predicted model, not a curated record. Gene Ontology annotation, cellular component: cytoplasm. The transcript is spliced from 19 exons. Gene Ontology annotation, molecular function: zinc ion binding; metalloaminopeptidase activity; peptide binding.